Messenger RNA from Malus domestica (apple), 1382 nucleotides. Its product is annotated as AT-hook motif nuclear-localized protein 14. NCBI's taxonomy places the organism in Eukaryota, Viridiplantae, Streptophyta, Magnoliopsida, Rosales, Rosaceae. The record is from RefSeq and is a predicted model, not a curated record. Gene Ontology annotation, molecular function: minor groove of adenine-thymine-rich DNA binding.
UAUUUUGUUUAUUCGACGGAUACGCACUCUCUCUCUCUCUCUCUAAAACUCAAAAUGGAACCCAAUGAAAACCAACUGAGCUCCUACUUCCAACACCCCACCACCGCCACCGGCGCCGCUGCCACGACCACCCCCUCUCCGACCAAUGGGCUCUUUCCCAACACACACUCCACUGAUGGGUCCCACAUGGUGUACUCUCACUCGGUUCCCUCCCCGGCGGUGACCUCGCCACUUGAGGCCCCCAAAAGGAAGCGGGGGCGGCCCAGAAAGUACGGCACGCCGGAGCAGGCUCUUGCGGCCAAGAAGGCAGCGACGACGUCGUCUCACUCCUCGUCCUCCAAGGAGAAGAAGGACCAAUACGGUGCCGUCUCGCCUUCGUAUUCUGGGUCGACCAAGAAAUCCCAGCAGUUUUCUUUUGGCAAUGCAGGGCAAGGUUUUACACCACAUGUUUUAAGUGUAGCUGCUGGGGAGGAUGUGGGACAGAAAAUUAUGUUUUUCAUGCAACAAAGUAAGCGUGAAAUAUGCAUUCUAUCUGCUUCUGGUACCAUCUCAAAUGCGUCUCUCCGCCAACCAGCUACUUCUGGAGGCAACAUUACAUAUGAGGGUCGCUUUGAGAUUAUUUCAUUAUCUGGGUCUUAUGUACGUACCGACCUUGGAGGGAGGGCUGGUGGUCUCAGCGUAUGCCUAUCUAAUACAGACGGACAAAUCAUUGGCGGUGGAGUUGGUGGGCCCCUGAAGGCUGCAGGCCCUGUGCAGGUUAUUGUGGGAACAUUUCAGAUUGAUGCCAAAAAGGAUGCGACUGCUGGUGUAAAAGGAGAUGCUUCUGCCACCAAGUUGCCAUCGCCAGGGGAAAUGAUGAGCGGAGGCUUCCGCUCAACACUGGACUCUUCCGGGAGAACUCUUGUCAGGGGAAAUGAAGAUCAGCAACCUAUGGGGGGAAGUCAUUUCAUGCUUCAAGGCAUGCAUGCCGCACCUUCACGGCCCACAGAUUGGAGAGGUGGUCCGGAUGCUAGAGCUACAGGCGCUUACGAAUUGACAGGAAGAGGAGGUCGUGCACCAAACCAAUCUCCAGAGAACGGGGACUACGAUCAAAUUCAAGAUUAGGGAUUUGCUUUUGGGAUUUGAAAGCGCUGUUUUUUCGUAGAUAGAUGUAUAAUACAUACCUUAUGUCACCAUACUCUGUUUGUAGUGUGCAGCAUUCAUUAGAAAUGAUGGCCCCAUACCCGUGACCUCCACCCUCUGAAGUAUCCCGCUGCCGUCAAUAUUGCUCAUGGUGUAUGUGCGUAGGUAUCGCCGGCGAGUUUCUGUUCUAUACUUUGCCGGAUAUUGUUGUUGAUAUUUAUCCAUUCGGAAAUUAUUCACAGUUCUGCCUCUCUUUCAAA